Molecule: messenger RNA, 3438 nt
Organism: Dictyostelium purpureum
Lineage: Eukaryota; Evosea; Eumycetozoa; Dictyosteliales; Dictyosteliaceae
Exons: 3
Coding region: 1-3438 (1145 amino acids)
Source: RefSeq, a predicted model, not a curated record
AUGGCCUCUUUAAAAAAUAAAAAAGGAGAUAUCGAAGUUACAUUGUUGGAAACUAAAGGAAUAAAAUCUGGUGAUAUUUUUAUUAUUAUAGAUCUACCCCCAAAUAAACUAUUUAAAACUCACACUUUUAAAGGUCCAGAUCCAAAAAUUUUUGAAAAAUUUGUAUUAGAUUUAAUGACAUUUCAAGAUGAUGAAAUUUUAUUGAUUGUAAAAGAACAAAAACCAAGUGGAUCAAAAUUUAUUGGUCAAAUUCAGAUUCCCCUUAAAGCAUUAAAUUUACCACAAGGACCGCAAUGGUAUUAUUUAACAGAUAGACCAUCGCAAAAAGAGGGUCAAAAACCAAAGAUUGUAACUGGUUCGAUUCAAAUUCAAUUGAAUUUUGUUCAUAGAUUAAUUAGAGCAAAAUCAAGAGUAUCAAUACCAAAAGAAUUUCUCCAACAAACAGGAGUUGAUGGUUCAAAUGAAACUUGUAAUAUAACCAACAGUAAUAGUACAACACCUUCGUCAUCCAGCUACUAUUCAACUACCAAAAGUAAUAGCAGUAGCUCUAGUAGUACAUCUACAUCGUCAUCACGUUCAACAUCACCUGACCCUGAAAAAUCUUUAGAGGUUGGAUUUGGCUAUCCAGUUCAUAUCAGCCAAGGAAGUAAUAAUAGUGGAUGUGAUAUUCUCGAAGUUAGAGGUGGUGAGUCCAUUCAUUCAAAAUACCAAGUACAAUCAUUGUCCAAUGGCUUUGAUCAUGGUCACAAUACAUCAAGUAGCAUCACAAUACCUCCACCACCCACAAUAUCAGAUAUUGAUAUUUCAAAAGAAGAAGAUUUAAUUAUUGAAGAAACUCUCAAAGAUAAAGAAAGUAUAGUAAAGAAACAAAUUGUUCAACAAAAAGAGCUUUUAAACAAACUAAGUGAAACAAUUAAACAAUUAGAGAAACAAGGAAAACCAGUUGUCCAAGAGAAAGCUAAACUAAAAAAGAUGCAAGAAGAUAUUGAUGAUAUGGAAAAACUAAUUCAAUCACAAACAAAGCAAUCAACAUCACCUUCCUCGUCAAGCAUAAACAACCCUUCACCAAUUACCAAACAACCAAGUAGAGGUAGAAAUUUAUUAUCAAGCCUGGGUAUUAAUAAAUCAACUGAAAAAAUUCAACAAUACACACCACAUACAUCAACCUUUAAUAAUCCACCACCACCAACAAUUGCACAAUCAAUGAAUUUGAUUCAUGCAUCCAUUCACAGCAACAAUACCUCUGGUGAAUUUGACCAAAAACUUAAUUACUUUAUUAUUGAGUUAGAAAAUGAAAGAAAGCUAAAAGAAUCAAUGAUCGAAAAAUACAAAACUAUAGAACGUGAUUAUUUUAAAUUAGAAAAAGAGCUCCAAUCAACAAAGCAAUCAUCCACAAAUAAUAACCUAACUAACAAGACAAAUAAUUUAAACACCACCACCACCAAAACAUCAACAACUAACCCAACCAAAGACAAAGAAUAUAAUGAUUUAUUAUUAAAGUUUAAAAUUCUAGAAGCUGAAAACAUCUCAUUAAUUCAAGAAAAAGAAAUCCUAAAUGAAAAAUAUAAACUCUUUGAAAAAGAAUCCGAAAAGCUUGAGAAAGAACUGGAAUAUGAACAAGUAUUAAGAAAAAAAGAAAUGGAGAAAAAGGAAUUCGAAAGAGAAGAAUCUAAAAAAUUAUUAAAAGAAUUAGAACAAGUUCAGAACAAAGAGAAACUUUUAUAUAUGGAACUAGAUACUCAAAAGGAACUGGCUGAUGUUAUGCGUGAAAAGAAACAAUUAUUCGAACGUGAAAUAACAAGGUUAGAAUUUGAAGUUAAACAAUUAAAAUCGGGCCAUUCAAGCAAUGUGAAUCCAAAUGUAAACAAGCAACAGCAACAAACCAUUGAGCUAUUACAAUCCAAAGUAAAGUCUUUAGAGAAUGAAAUAGAUUUAGAAAAGAAAUCGAAAUCAUUAAUUCAAGAUAAAUUAAAAUUGGCAGAAAAGGAUGAAAAAUUUGUUGAAAGAUUAGAAUCUGAAAUUAAAAGACUAGAAAACCAUAUUAAAUCACUAACCAAUACAAAUGAAUCACUAGAAAAAUCAAAAGAUAAAUUGAAGAAAGAAAAGGAACAAUUAGAAAAAGAAUUCAAUACAUUGAAACAACAAAAGAAUGCACCAACAUUAAGCAAAACAGGUAUUUCUUCAACAUCAUCGACUAAUCUUAACACACCAAAACAAAUUGAAGAGAAACUAAAUGAAAUGGUAAAUAUAUUGGUCAACAUAUCACAAAAACCAGAUAGCGCCGCUGUUGCAUCCAUUGCAGAUAACAAAUUAUUUGACACCCCAUUAGGUAAAAAAAUUAAAGAUCUAUCUGAAAAAAUUCAAACUGCUACAUUAAAGAAUAAAGAGAUGGAAUUACAAUUGGAAGAAUUACGAAACUCAAAGAUUCAAUCACAAAUUGAACGUCAUAGACAAGGCAUAUGUGAUAGCGAUAAUAACACACCAACAUCAUCUUCAUUAACAUCAUCCUCAAACUCAUUAAACUCAUACUCAUCACAAAACAACUCUUCUUCAAAUUUAAUGGCUUUAAAGGGCUCAUCAACAAACUCAUCUGAUAAGGAUUUAAUGCAACAACAAAACAAUCAAAUAUCAUUACUUGUAUCAAAAUUAGAGAAAUUGGACCGUCUAGAAGAAUUUAUGAGAAAACUUGAUGAAAUGAAAACAUUCCAACUAAACCAUUCACCAAUGGGAGGAAGUGCUGGCGGUGCAGAUCAAUCACUACGUAAACGUACUCAUCACAAUAUGAAGUCAGAAUUGGAGGAAAUACAAAAAACAAUUUUAGAUAGCAAAUCAACUGAGAAAGAACGUGAAGAUGCCAAUGUUAGAUUUGAAAAGGUAUUCCAAGAGCUAUCAAACACUGAAGAAUAUAAAAGAGAAAUUCAAUUAAUUCAAGAUGAGAAACGUCGUCUUAAUGAACCUUUAAAUCAAAAAGCACUUCAGAAACUAAUACCAAUUUAUUCAAAUAUUGACAAACAACCAUUAGACAUUAGAGAAAAGGUCAAAGAUAACCCAGAGCUAUCUCUUAUCGGUAUGGACCCCAAAGCAAUUUUGUCUAAACAUCAAAACGAUUUCCAAUACUAUUUAUUACGUUCAAUUAAUUUAGAAGAACUAAGAGCAAUUCGUGCAUCAUUACCAAAGUGGAGAUCCGAUCAAAAGAAACAAACUGAAUGGACCAUCAGCCUUGAAGAAAAAAUUGAUCAAAUUUCAAAACAACAACCACAUCAACAACAACAACCAAAAAUCACUAGAUCAAAAACAAAUAUUAACCUAAAUAUACAAAAACAAAAACCACAACUCAAUACACAAACUUUGGGUGGUAAGAAUAAAUUAAUGAAACAAGAAUCUGCCCACGAAACUUUAUUUAAUGAAUUAUUAAAAAAAAGAUCAAAAAUAAUUUAA